This is a messenger RNA of Bipolaris sorokiniana ND90Pr, 760 nucleotides long. RefSeq lists its product as uncharacterized. Bases 132 to 338 code for a protein of 68 amino acids. The record is from RefSeq and is a predicted model, not a curated record. NCBI's taxonomy places the organism in Eukaryota, Fungi, Ascomycota, Dothideomycetes, Pleosporales, Pleosporaceae. The transcript has a single exon.
GCUUAUACAGUAUGGACCACCAUACGCGUCACGCGCCAAUGCAUAUCGCCAUAGCUUCGUCCCUCGUCCUGCUCUCUUAGACCCCAAUUUCCGGAAUACAUUCCCGCACCCAGACAUAUGCUCUAGUCACGAUGUCCAAACACUCUGCACAGGUCUCGCAUCUGCCUCUGCAACUCGCCGACCUGGUCCCUCUUCCUUUUUCUCCCUUUCUCUCUGCCCAAACCCCCUAUACCGCUCAUCCGCAUAAUCCCGUCUCAGCAUCUGACACCCGCGUCAGCACUGGCACGCACAAACUUGCCCUUUUCCAUGCAUCCGCAGUCGGGUCCGUGAUUCAAUGAGGCAGUCAGAGACACCGGAUGUCGUGAUAGAGAAAAAAAAGAAGUACGGUAAAUAUGAUGUAAAACAAACCGCAAACCAAACCCAAACCCAGAAAAGUAACACCUGCCUGCCUUUCCCCCCGUUAAAACAAAGAAAACAAGGGAAAAGCAAGACAAAAAACCGGUACAACGAAGAAUACUCCCCCCCCCCUUCCCCCAGACCGACUUCCAGAAGCACCAUCCGUUCAGCGACAUCUUACAAAACAAAUACUGAACCCGGAACUUCAGAAACAAUGAAGGGCGCGUAGAUAUGGCGGUGUGAUACAACCUCCCACUUCCUUCUUUGCUUUUUCCCUUCUGUGUUACUGGAAUAUUUGCUUUUCCCCCUUCGUCAAAUCGACAAACCCACUAUACCCCAUUUAGCCACCGAACGAAAAUAAAUC